UGUUGUCACUAGGAGGAGGAGGCGGCCUUAAUGUGCAACUUUGGGAGCCAGUCCUCAGUCCUCCCCAGCUGUCCCUGAGGCCCGGCCCUACUUCUGCUUCCUGACCCGGGAUGGCAGUUGGCCUGAAGGGAUGGCUGCUCUGGGCCCUCCUACUGAAUUCGGCCCAGGGGGAUCCCUACACACCCAUCCAUCAGGCUGGCUUCUGCACCUUUUAUGAAGAGUGUGGGAAGAAUCCAGAGCUGUCUGGAGGCCUCACAUCACUGUCCAAUGUAUCUUGCCUGUCUAAUACCCCAGCCCGCCAUGUCACAGGGGAACACCUGGCCCUCCUCCAGCGCAUCUGUCCCCGCCUGUACAAUGGCCCCAAUACCACCUUUGCCUGUUGCUCCCCCAGGCAGCUGCUAUCAUUAGAGAGCAGCAUGUCUAUCACCAAGGCUCUCCUCACCCGCUGCCCCGCCUGCUCUGACAAUUUUGUGAGCAUACACUGCCAAAACACCUGUAGCCCUAACCAGAGCCUCUUUAUCAAUGUCACCCGUGUGGCUGAGAAGGACUCUUCACAGCUUCCGGCUGUGGUGGCCUAUGAAACCUUUUACGAGCGCAGCUUUGCUGAGGCGGCCUAUGAGUCCUGUAGCCGGGUACGCAUCCCUGCAGCUGCCUCGCUGGCCGUGGGCAGCAUGUGUGGGGUCUACGGCUCGGCCCUUUGCAAUGCCCAGCGCUGGCUCAACUUCCAGGGAGACACAGGGAAUGGCCUGGCUCCGCUGGACAUCACCUUCCACCUCGUGGAGCCUGGCCAGGCCCUGGCAGAGGGGAUACAGCCUCUGAAUGCGGAAAUCGCACCAUGCAAUGAGUCCCAGGGUGCAGACUCGGCAGCCUGUUCCUGCCAGGACUGUGCAGCGUCUUGUCCCGUCAUUGCUCGGCCUCCGGCGCUGCCCCCUUCGUUCUACAUGGGUAAAAUGCCAGGCUGGUUGGCUCUCAUCAUUAUCUUCAGUGCGGUCUUUGUGUUGCUCACUGCUGUCCUUGUGCGUCUUCGAGUGGCUUCCAACAGGAAAAAGAGCAAGACAACAAGCCCCCAGGAAACCCCCAACCGCCCUCGUAAGCGCAGAUUCUCACCUCACACUGUCCUUGGCCGGUUUUUCCAGAACUGGGGCACAAAAGUGGCCUCUUGGCCACUCACCGUCUUGGCACUGUCCUUCGUGGUCGUGAUAGCCCUGUCAGUAGGCAUGAUGUAUAUAGAACUCACCACAGACCCCGUGGAACUGUGGUCAGCCCCCAAAAGUCAAGCCCGGAAAGAGAAGGCCUUCCACGACGAGCAUUUCGGCCCCUUCUUCCGAACCAACCAGGUUUUUGUGACAGCUCGAAACAGGUCCAGUUACCUUUAUGACUCCCUGCUGCUAGGGCCCAAGAACUUCAGCGGGAUCCUGUCCCUGGACCUACUGCUGGAGCUGCUGGAGCUCCAAGAGAGGCUUCGCCACCUGCAGGUGUGGUCCCCGGAGGCGGGGCGCAACAUCUCCCUGCAGGACAUCUGCUACGCCCCCCUCAACCCGCACAACACCACCCUCUCGGACUGCUGUGUCAACAGCCUCCUUCAGUACUUCCAGAACAAUCGCACGCUCCUGCUGCUUACCGCCAACCAGACCCUCGGUGGCCAGACUUCCCUGGUGGACUGGAAGGACCACUUCCUCUACUGUGCCAAUGCCCCUCUCACAUUCAAAGACGGCACGUCUCUGGCCCUGAGCUGCAUAGCUGACUACGGGGCCCCUGUCUUCCCCUUCCUUGCUGUUGGGGGGUAUCAAGGGACGGACUACUCGGAGGCAGAGGCGCUGAUCAUAACCUUCUCUCUCAAUAACUUUCCUGCUGACGAUCCCCGCAUGGCCCAGGCCAGGCUCUGGGAGGAGGCUUUUCUGAAGGAAAUGCAAGCCUUCCAGAGCAGCACGGCUGACAAGUUCCAAGUUGCAUUCUCAGCCGAGCGCUCUCUGGAGGAUGAAAUCAACCGCACCACCAUUCAGGACCUGCCUGUCUUCGCCAGCAGUUACAUUAUCAUCUUCCUGUACAUCUCUCUGGCCCUGGGCAGCUACUCCAGAUGGAACCGAAUAGCGGUGGAUUCCAAGGCUACUCUGGGCCUAGGCGGGGUGGCUGUUGUGCUGGGAGCAGUCAUAGCUGCCAUGGGCUUCUACUCCUACCUGCGUGUCCCCUCCUCUCUGGUUAUCAUCCAAGUGGUACCUUUCCUGGUGCUGGCCGUGGGAGCUGACAACAUCUUCAUCUUUGUUCUUGAGUACCAGAGGCUGCCUAGGAUGCCUGGGGAACAGCGAGAGGCCCACAUUGGCCGUACCCUGGGCAGUGUGGCACCCAGCAUGCUGCUGUGCAGCCUCUCUGAGGCCAUCUGCUUCUUCCUAGGGGCCUUGACCCCCAUGCCGGCUGUGAGGACCUUUGCCUUGACCGCUGGCUUAGCGAUUAUCCUCGACUUCCUGCUCCAGAUGACGGCCUUCGUGGCCCUGCUCUCCCUGGAUAGCAAGAGGCAAGAGGCCUCUCGCCCAGACAUCUUAUGCUGCCUUUCACCCCGGAAACUACCUCCACCUGAACAAAACGAGGGACUCUUACUCCGCUUCUUCCGAAAGAUAUAUGCUCCCUUCCUGCUGCACAGGAUCACUCGCCCUGUUGUGAUGCUUCUGUUUCUGGCCCUGUUUGGAGCAAAUCUCUACUUCAUGUGUCACAUCAGCGUGGGACUGGACCAGGAGCUGGCUCUGCCCAAGGACUCCUACCUGAUCGACUACUUCCUCUUUUUGAACCGAUACUUUGAAGUGGGGCCUCCAGUGUACUUUGUCACCACCUCGGGCUACAACUUCUCCAGCGAGGCAGGCAUGAAUGCCAUUUGCUCUAGCGCAGGCUGUGACAGCUUCUCUCUAACCCAGAAGAUCCAGUAUGCCACUGAAUUCCCUGAAGAGUCUUAUCUGGCGAUCCCUGCAUCCUCCUGGGUAGAUGACUUCAUCGACUGGUUGACUCCAUCCACCUGCUGCCGCCUUUAUACCUUUGGUCCCAAUAAGGAUGAAUUCUGUCCUUCAACUGACACUUCCUUCAACUGUUUAAGAAACUGCAUGAGCUUCACGCUGGGCCCCGUGAGGCCCACACCAGAACAGUUUGACAAGUACCUGCCCUGGUUCCUGAACGACCCACCCAACAUCAGAUGUCCCAAAGGGGGUCUAGCAGCGUAUAGCACCUCCGUGAAUCUGAGCUCAGAUGGCCAGGUUAUAGCCUCUCAGUUCAUGGCCUACCACAAGCCCCUCAGGAACUCAGAGGAUUUCACAGAAGCUCUCCGGACGUCCCGACUGCUGGCCGCCAACAUCACAGCUGAACUGCGGAAAGUGCCCGGCACAGACCCCAACUUCGAGGUCUUCCCCUACACGAUCUCCAACGUGUUCUACGAGCAGUACCUGACUGUCCUCCCUGAGGGGAUCUUCACACUGGCUCUCUGCUUCGUGCCCACCUUUGUGGUCUGCUACCUCCUGCUGGGUCUGGACGCGCGCUCAGGCAUCCUCAACCUGCUCUCCAUCAUCAUGAUCCUCGUGGACACCAUCGGGCUCAUGGCUGUGUGGGGUAUCAGCUACAACGCUGUGUCCCUCAUCAACCUUGUCACGGCAGUGGGCAUGUCUGUGGAGUUUGUGUCCCACAUCACCCGGUCCUUUGCUGUCAGCACCAAGCCUACCCGGCUGGAGAGGGCCAAGGACGCUACCGUCUCCAUGGGCAGUGCGGUGUUUGCUGGAGUGGCCAUGACUAACUUCCCAGGCAUCCUCAUCUUGGGCUUUGCUCAGGCCCAGCUUAUCCAGAUCUUCUUCUUCCGCCUCAACAUCGUAAUCACCUUGCUGGGCCUGCUGCAUGGCCUGGUCUUCCUGCCAGUUGUCCUCAGCUAUCUGGGACCUGACGUUAACCCGGAUCUGGUACUGGAGGAAAAACUAGCCACAGAGGCAGCAACGGCCCCAGAGCCUUCUAGCCCAAAGUACCCCAUCCCCGACACAGACUAUGUUAACCACGGUUUUGAAGACUCUACCCCUGGUGCUAGCGCUGCUGACAGCUCUUUGCCCAAAAGUGGCCAGAAGUUUUAAUGGAGUAGGAGGUUAUUCAGGCUCUGUGUCUUCCCUCUGGGUGUCCUCAAGACCUGGGGGAGA
Myodes glareolus (Bank vole) is the source of this 4157-nucleotide messenger RNA. Lineage: Eukaryota; Metazoa; Chordata; Mammalia; Rodentia; Cricetidae. The record is from RefSeq and is a predicted model, not a curated record.